ACACUACAACAUGUAGGAGAACACUUCCAGGAGCUCCUGUGGCGAUCAUUAUGCUUAAACUUGGAAAACUGCUGCUGAGGACGUCGGAUAAACCGACGUUGUUUGUCGUUGUAAAUUAGCUAUUUAUUUAAAGUGCGUUUUAUUUCCCGCGCUAACAGUAUUUCAGGACCAUGGACAAGGACCUGCGAAAUUCCACAAGGCCAAAGAAGUAGUACUACAGCCUGGGCUAAAUUUUGAAAACCACUGUUGUUGUUACUACUCCUGUUCUUGCAUUUGAUUGUCUUAAGUAUUUCUAUACUUUAAAGGAACAGACCCAAUAGAAUACAAGCAUGUAAAAAUACUGCUUUUGGAAAUCCGCGUAAUUUUUGUUUGUUAAUUUCGCUGGGCGAAAUUAGAAAAUAUCGAUAUAUCGCCGUGAAUGUGUUUUUCCAAACAUAACGAGUUGGCUGUGAGCUCGCCUGACGGUAAGGCUCUAUGUUUAAGAAAAUAAACGCCGUUUUCCGUCCCAACCACGGACAAAGAAGUAAGGAUGGCUGCCAGUCGGACCUCUAUCAUAAAGCGUGUACGGUGAAGUUGGUGCGGAGCACCUCGAUGCUCAUCGUGGGAGACAGUCGUCAGAAGACGACCGACUCUUCUUUAAAAAGGAGUAAAAGCUCCAUAAGUAUUGAGUCGACCGCACUUUACUACUAUAAACAAGAGGACCGGGUCUGGUUAUACUCUAGGACUCAGGACUGCCUUCAGUAUCUGGAGGAUUUAAUGGCUUUGAGGAGACAGUACCUCAAAAGCGUCAACAAUUUGAAAAGCAACGUCAACAAAGCAAACCAUUCCUCGGCGUCUACAGAGGCAAAGUCGGCUUCUUCGCCAUCCCCUAAGAAAGAAAAGAAGACAACGAAAACAAAAGCUAAGGCGCCCCCUGUUCCUGACGAAGUCAACACUCUUGAGUAUUUUGAUGCGGUCAUUGCCAGUUAUGACUCAGAAAAGAAGAGUAGACCAUAUACAGAUGAUGGACAUGCAGAUGUUGACUUCAUUGUUGCCACCAGUACCAGUGACCACGACUUGCACUCUAACUGGAUGCUAAGGGAUCCCAGGCGGUUCUCCAUGGACGAGGCAAAGCUGAAGAAGUCCAGCAGGAAAUCUCAAAGGAGUAAUGAGAAUGGAACAGUCAGUAGCCAAAAAAAGCUGCAGAGAAACCCGAUACAUUUACCCAAAGUUGUAGAAAGUGCCUUUCAAACACUACGAUUCAAACCAAAACUGAAGAAUAAAAAUGAGUGACCUCACAUUUAAUCCAAAAUUCAUCUUUCUUUUUAAAUUAUUUUUUUAAUCUAUUAAAAUCUAGGAUUUGUUGUUGUUUGUUUGUUGGCAGGAAAAGACAGCUUGGCCAUGUCAAACAGAAAGCUCAAAAUUUACAGUCAUUGAUCUGUCACUACACAACACUGAAAAAGCAGUUUAAGAGAAAAGUAAUCAAUUUUGAUAUCCUUUAAAACCAAUAAAUGUUCAUCUACAAAAAUGCAAAAAUCAGGUUUGUGCUUCAGAGAUGGAUUAUACCGUAUGUUCCCAUAUGAAUGGACUCCCAUAGUUAUGUCACUAAAAUUCAGGUUUAUUCAGAAGAAAUGUUCAGAUUUUUCAAUGUUAUGUUAUAAUAUUGCAUAUACUGUACAUAACAGAAAUAAUAGGCCCUGAAGAAAAGUAUUUAUGUGGAAUUAACAAGACCAUUAAGAAUGGUAAUAAAUACCUCUAGAUCAAAUAGUUGUAAUUGAUAAAGGAAUCUGUGGAAGCUCACAGUGUUAAUUAUCUCUGGAUGUGAUCAUUACUAUUGACCUAUUUUAUUGACUUCCAGUCGACUAACCCCUCAGAAUUCUAACCAAAAAUAAAGGAAUAUACAGGACAGUUCUGUUUCCUGGCCAACUAAUGGGAGAUACACUGUUCCUUAGUUUCUCAUGAAUAAUGCACAACAUAGUUACGUUGAGAGAUAUCUAUUUCAGGGGCAUAUAAAGCUUCCUUUCAAGUACGUGCACUUUCUGGAAACAUUUUUUCAGUUGUCAGCUUCAGACGUUAGUCAGACUCGCAGCCAUUCCCAAUAACGGUUUUCCCAUCACAAAUUGUUUGAACUAUGAGUUAACUUGGAGCCAUAAAAUAAAAUGAAUGUUCUUUGAUGUUGUUUAUUCAUUUGUCAGGAACAUUGUCACACGUCCUACAUCUUUGUUAUGGCUAACAGGAAAAAGUGCUAAGCCAAAAAAUAUUCAAACAUAGUAAGUAAGCUCCGUUUGGCCGGAUGAAGCUCACUGGUUUAUGUUCCAGGAUAACUAUGUCUCAAAUCAAUUACAUGAAAAUAUAUAUUUUUAAAAAAUAGUAUCAUAUAACUGUAAUUCAUGUGCAAAUCAUAAGCAGUAAACAAAAUCUCAUUGAAUACAUCUUUUUUCAAAGUGAUUUAAGUGGAACACAAAUUCUUUUUACUAUAUAUUGGAUGCAUGAUUAAGAACACUAGAUGGUAUCUCAUUUUAUGUGAAUUAAGACAACGACAGAACAUAGAACUUCUUUGUAUGUUAUAAAGUGAUAUGAUAUAAAGUUGUUUGUCAAAUAUUAGUACGUGCUGUUUUAUUUUUUAAUUAUUAACACUUUGUGACCACUUUAGUUCCCUUAGAAUAUGCAGAAUAUUGUAAAUGUGCUGUCGUUUAAAGUAUUAAAGUUUUCAUUAUCUUUGGGUAUUUGGUUAUGUAUAAACAAAGCAAUAUCUGUUCCACUGGG
Messenger RNA from Lepisosteus oculatus (spotted gar), 2745 nucleotides. RefSeq lists its product as uncharacterized. NCBI's taxonomy places the organism in Eukaryota, Metazoa, Chordata, Actinopteri, Semionotiformes, Lepisosteidae. The record is from RefSeq and is a predicted model, not a curated record.